UUAUAACCAGUCUUAUUCCGAGUGUCAGAACGUCAGGUAAACGGUCUUGAAAAAAUUUCAGAAUUGUUAUCAUUGUCCGCUACUGCAAUGAUAUUCUGAAAAUCAAUUACCCUGUGUUUUUUAGUGUUUUUCUUAUAAGUAUAAAGUUACUAUUGUUGUUUUAGAGUUUAUUUUUAUAAUUAUAAAGUUAAUAUGGUGCAAAAUACAAUAUUUGGAUCUUCAAGAAGCAUAAGUUUUUUAAUUAUUAUACAAGUUGUUUUGUUAUCACUAGGCAAAGGUGUAAAUAGUCAUUUCGGAUACUCGGAGUCAAAUCAAAGGAGAUGGGGAAAACACCAUGGUCAUUGCUUUGGAAAAUUACAAUCCCCAAUUUCGGUCCAACACAGCAAGGCCGUCCCUUUGCAUAUGCCUGCUAUUGACCUUAUCGGGUAUCACAACCUACUGGCACACCCUCUCAAGCUAAUGAAUAAUGGCCACACAGUUUCAAUUACAAUACCGAAGUUUUCCCAAAAAGAUAUUGAGAAUGGGGAAGUAAAUCCUUAUAUUCGGGGUGGUAAGUUGCCCGGUGAGUUUGAGGUUGAGGGUGUACACUUCCAUUGGGGUGAUAGAAACAAUAGAGGCGCCGAACAUGUGAUAAAUGACAUCCGAUACACAAUGGAAAUGCAUAUUGUUCAUCGAAAUAAAAAAUACGAACUUUUAUCUGAUGCGUUGCAACAACGAGAUGGGGCGGCAGUUUUAGCAUUCUUUUUUAUGUUAGAUGAUUCUGACCAUGAGGGCUUAGCUGCAAUUAGCAAACAUUUACCACUUAUAGAAAAUACAAAUGAAUCAGUUUAUUUGAACACAACUUUCUCCUUAUCAUCGCUAAUGUCAAAAAUUGAUUUGGAUAAAUUCUACACCUACAGAGGAUCUUUAACAACGCCACCCUGUUCUGAGGCAAUAACUUGGGUACUAUAUCCUGAACCACUCCCUAUUUCACCGAAACAAAUUUCAAGAUUUCGCCAACUUCAAGAUAAUAUUGAUGGCGCAUUGGUUGAUAAUUUUAGAGCUUUGCAACCAAUUGGUAAUCGCCGGAUUUUUGUUCGAGCUACCAACAUUCAUAACACACACGUUUCAAAGUUAGAAAAUGAAAUAAGUUACACAAAAUGGGAUUGGUUUUUUUAAACUCCCAAAAUAAUUGUAUUUCCAUAACUUAUCAAUAUUUUUAUUAGCUGCAACCUGUAUUGCAAUCUCUAUCUAUAAUUUCUAUUCUCAUUACUGUCCUAUUAGAUAUUAGACAGCAGAUUUAUUUCCAUAAAUUUGCACUCGUCUAAUGUAUUAUUUUAAUAUCAUAGAAAUAUAGUUAAAAACAAAGUAUUUGAAAUACACGUCAAUGACUUCA
This is a messenger RNA of Eupeodes corollae, 1375 nucleotides long. RefSeq names its product carbonic anhydrase 2 (gene CAH9). Gene Ontology annotation, cellular component: cytoplasm. Gene Ontology annotation, molecular function: carbonate dehydratase activity; zinc ion binding. Bases 193 to 1158 code for a protein of 321 amino acids. The record is from RefSeq and is a predicted model, not a curated record. The transcript has 7 exons. Lineage: Eukaryota; Metazoa; Arthropoda; Insecta; Diptera; Syrphidae.